AAAGCACAGUGCCAAACAUAUCCUUGUUAAAUUUGCACUUGUUUUUUCUCCCCUUCGAGGUAACAAAGAGAGAGAGAGUUAAAAGAGGGUGUGCUGGGAGAGGGAGAAGAGAGAGAAACUGGUGAGAAUGGGGAUAUUGCAAGAGGAUGUUGUAGUGAUUAGUGAAGGAGAGAAGCCUGGAGAAUCAACUGAGAUUACUGUGAAUUGUCCUGAUAAAGCUGGACUUGGCUGUGAUUUGUGCAGGGUUAUCUUGCUUUUUGGAUUAAGCAUUUGUAAAGGAGAUGGACAAACGGAUGGGAAAUGGUGCUAUGUAGUCUUUUGGGUGGUGGGGAAGCCAAGCACAAGGUGGAAUUUAUUGAAGCAGAGGCUAUUAGAGGUGUGUCCAUCAUAUUUUUCAACUUCUGAGAUUGACUUCUACAAGCCUGAGAACCAACAGCCAAGGCCGCCAGAUGUGUUUCUGUUGAAGUUCUGGUGCUCUUAUGACUAUGAAGGCCUUUUACACGAUGUAACUGAGGUUCUAUGUGAGCUGGAGCUGACAAUAGAAAGAGUGAAGGUGUCCACUGCUCCGGAUGGGAGAGUGAUGGACCUCUUUUACAUCACUGAUACUAGGGAGCUUCUUCGCACAAAAAUGAGACAGGAGGAAACAAUUCAUUAUCUGAAGAAGGUGUUAGGGAAGGCUUUGAUUAGUUGUGAGAUUGAAUUAGCUGGGCCAGAGUUUACUGCCUGUUCUCAAGGUUCACCAUUUCUUCCUUCUGCAAUCACAGAAGACAUGUUUAGUUUAGAGCUUCCCAAUAAUCACCGAAGUGGCUUUCUUGCCCACAAUCCUGUCUCUGUUACAGUGGACAAUGCCUUCAGUCCCUCACACACACUUGUUAAAAUUCUCUGCAAGGAUCACAAGGGUCUCAUUUAUGACAUAACAAGAACCCUAAAGGAUUAUAAUAUCCAGAUUUCCUACGGACGCUUCCUUGCCAGUAGAAAAGGAAACUGUGAAGUGGACUUGUUCUUAAUGCAAGCAGAUGGCAAGAAGAUAGUUGAUCCCAACAAACAAAAUGCAUUGUGUUCUCGUUUGAGAAUGGAGCUUCUGUGUCCUCUUCGACUGGCUGUGGUUAGUCGGGGCCCUGAUACUGAGCUGCUUGUUGCAAACCCUGUUGAAUUGUCUGGCAGGGGCCGGCCACUUGUCUUCCACGAUAUUACUCUGGCUCUCAAGAAUCUAAACACCCCCAUCUUCUCGGUAGAGAUAGGGAGGCACAUGAUUCAUGAUCGGGAAUGGGAAGUGUACAGAAUCCUACUUGAAGGUGAUGGGUUACCUGUGUCCAGGAACAAGAUUGAGGAGGGUGUUAGAAAAGUAUUGAUGGGUUGGGAAUAAAUUGAGAUACUAACUUCACUUAGGGGCCAUCACCAUCUAUCUUAUCCUUUUGAGUCUCUAGUACAGCUAGGCGCUAACCGCAUUCUAAAUACAGAUCAAGAAGGUCUUUCAUCUCCCCCGUGUCGAAAUGCAAGCUUUAUUUUUUCUUUCAAAGAAGUUAUUAUCUUUUUUAUGACGUCUUGUUUUGGGUUUUGUUUUCGUAAAAGCCAUUGCUACCACCACACUAGGAUGUUGUACAAGCUACGAUCACCAGUUCACCACAACCAUUACUAUCUCAGGUUUUUUGAACCUUUACUCAUCAAGGUAGGUGUAAAUAUUUAUUACGAAGACGCUUGAUGGCAUGGGUUUCACGACAUUGCCAUUUUCUCAGGACAGUUAUCAAUGGGUGAUGUUAGGAAUCUUGUUGAUGAUCCUAACGUUGGUUGUUGACGAGAAUGUCUCCCUGCAUAAUGAGGCCAACAAGGGCAUGCUGCAUGCAUCUCACGAUAUACAAUUUUCAUUAUGGUUUUCUUUAGUUUGUGUUUGGUGGGCGGCAAGGAAAAACAAAGGGUUUAUAAAUGCAUCUCAAUUUACUUUAAUUUCUACAAUUAAUGAUAGGAGUAGCAUGUUGUUCUCUUUUCUUGCA
This is a messenger RNA of Populus trichocarpa (black cottonwood), 1991 nucleotides long. RefSeq names its product ACT domain-containing protein ACR10. NCBI's taxonomy places the organism in Eukaryota, Viridiplantae, Streptophyta, Magnoliopsida, Malpighiales, Salicaceae. The coding region runs from base 128 to 1366 and encodes 412 amino acids. The transcript has 6 exons. The record is from RefSeq and is a predicted model, not a curated record.